AAUCCAUUUGAGUUUAUGCUCAAAACUCUAUUAGCUAACGAGAGAAGCAAACAAUCUAUAUGCUCAGCCGCUUCUCUUUUCUCCUCCGUCCUAUCCUCCUUCUUCCCUCCCCCGCCAUGGCGUCCACUAUUUCACGCUCCGCCAUCACUCUCUCGCUUGAACUCUACCCAACUACCUUCUCCAUCCCUCGCUCUUCUUUCAAUCUAUCUCCCAGUCGCUGCACAGCGCGUUUCGCUAUCCCUUCCUCUCCAAAAUCUUCUCUCAUCGGACGGAGGUUUCACUUUCUGUGCCGCGAAGAUAGAAGGAGGACGCUUUCAAGGCCAAUGCCAAUCGUCGUGGCUUCGAAUAAAGAGUAUCGGAAAAUGAGAGGACGGCCAGCGAAGAGUAAAGAGAAGCGGUUGGAGCUCAGUGUUAGUAUCUGCAUUGAAGAAGAGUUACCCGAUGAUUCUGAAAUUUCGAGCAUUGCAGAGUUACUUCGCCUUAAUGUGCCAAUGGCAAUGAAGUUAGUUUUUGACCGUAUAACAGAUUCAAAUUAUAAAACAAGAGAUACUUCCAUACAAGAUUUAGGUGAGUUUGAAAGCGUAGAGUUGUCUGUACUCCUUUGUAACGAUGAGAUCAUUCAGAAACUAAAUAAGGAGUGGAGGGAUGAAGACCAUGCUACUGAUGUCCUUUCCAUGUCCGAACAUAUUCCUGAACUUAACCUUCCUGUUCUUAUGUUUGGUGACAUUGUUAUAUCUAUCGAGACUGCUGCAAGGCAAGCAGAAGAAAGAGGGUACACACUUAUUGAUGAAAUUCGCAUCCUUAUGGUUCAUGGAUUGCUACAUCUGUUGGGUUUUGAUCAUGAAAUCAGCGAAGAUGCUGAGGAAGAAAUGGAGGAGGAGGAGAAAUUUGUUUUGAAGAGUCUUGGAUGGAAAGGAAAAGGACUAAUACAGAGUGCAUAUGAUGCUGAAACUAGUGAAAACCUUAAUAUUGAAAAUCCAAAUGAUAAAUUGUCAAAAGACAAGAAGAAAAAAGGUAGCCUUCGGUUCUACAGACCAAAGUUCAAGUACAUCUUCUGUGACAUGGAUGGCACACUGCUGAACAGCAAAAGUCAAGUUUCAUUGACCAAUGCAAGAGCUUUGAAAGAGGCAUCAUCAAGAGGUGUAAAAAUUGUGAUAGCGACAGGAAAAGCACGUCCUGCUGCAAUAAGUGUUCUGCAGAUGGUUGAUUUAGCUGGCAAAGACGGCAUCAUUUCAGAGCACACUCCUGGGGUCUUCUUACAGGGAUUGCUUGUUUAUGGUAUAAAUGGUAGAGAAAUUUUUAAAAGGAAUUUAGAUCCAAACGUUUGCAGAGAGGCUGGCCAAUACUCCUUGGAACAUAAGGUUCCUCUCAUUGCAUUUUGCCAGGAUCGCUGUUUAACACUAUUUAGUCACCCUCUCGUUGACACACUUCACACCGUAUAUCAUGAACCAAAGGCAGAGAUCAUGCCUUCAGUUGAGCAUAUGGUGGCUGCAACAGACAUACAGAAGCUGAUUUUUUUCGACACUGCCGAGGGAAUAACAACUAAUCUACGUCCAUACUGGUCAAAAGCUACAGGAGAUCAUGCUAAUGUUGUCCAGGCUGUACCCGACAUGCUUGAAAUCGUUCCCUUUGGGACUUCAAAGGGAAGCGGAGUAACAUUGCUACUUGAUCAUUUGGGUGUCAAUUCAAAGGAGAUAAUGGCAAUUGGUGAUGGGGAAAAUGAUAUGGAAAUGCUCGAGUUAGCAUCACUAGGAGUUGCUCUCAGCAAUGGAUCGGAGAAAACGAAAGCCGUGGCCGAUGUAAUUGGUGUUAGCAAUGAUGAAGACGGUGUAGCUGAUGCUAUCUAUCGGUACGCCUUCUGAAGACCCAACUUCACGCUUAAGACAAUACAACAAUAGCCCACAAUUUUAGGCACUUAAAAAGAGUAUUUUUCCCCCUUCAAAUGGAACAAUAAAGUCAACCUUUGCCCAAUAAUUAUUUUCCCCCAUUUUGGGUGAGAAACCCCAAUUAAUUAUACUUGUGUUUUUUUUACUAUUAUAGAAUUGCUAUUAUUAUCAACUUCUAAUUUGGAAGUAUGUGAUGCAACUAAAUAACAUUGUACUCUAUAUUACCGUUAGCAAUUUUUAUA
Molecule: messenger RNA, 2128 nt
Organism: Hibiscus syriacus
Lineage: Eukaryota; Viridiplantae; Streptophyta; Magnoliopsida; Malvales; Malvaceae
Product: endoribonuclease YBEY, chloroplastic-like
Exons: 13
Coding region: 60-1862 (600 amino acids)
Biological process (GO): rRNA processing
Molecular function (GO): metalloendopeptidase activity
Source: RefSeq, a predicted model, not a curated record